AGUCUAGCCUCGUAUCUUGAGUUUAUUGGACGUGAAGUAUAAAAGGACGGAUCGAAUAAAUAUUUCGAGUGUGUGAAAAAAAGUUUUCAAUGUAGGAAAAUUUAUAUGUAUAUAUAAUAUAUAUAUAUAGAUACAAUUGAAGUAAAAAUUAAAUUUAAUUAUUGUAUCUGUUCUUUUAAAACAAAGCAAAAAAGUUUAUGAAAACCAAACAAACAUUUAUAUUUAUUUAAAAUAAAAUAUUUUAUAAAAUUAAAUCAUAAAAAUAAAAGAAAAUUAACAAAUUUCCGUGCUGUGAUAAGAGCAAAAAAAAUAAAAAGUGUGAGUUUGUGAAAAAAAAGUAUCUAAGUGGAAAUAUUAUGCGAAGAAAAAUUCCAUGCUGAAAUUUCUCAAACGUAUCUCAACUUAAAAAAUUUCAAAUUGUGAAUGCAAAAGAUUUUAAACCAAUAAUUUUAAUGAAAUUGUCUAUUGGUGGUCUAUAACCACAAAAUACAACACUAAAGACUAUUAAAUAAUUUCCGGUCUUUGAUACGGAAGUGAAGAAGAAAAUAUUUAAACUGUUUUACGCGGAAGGGAAUGGUAUAUUUCUUGGGGGACUGGGGCAUGGGAGAUUCUGACUGUGCGUCAUACCAUCAACAUGUUCCAAAUAUACAACAAAGUAUACAUCGUCAUCAUGUGCAACAUGAACCUCAACAAUUACAGCAACAACAACAGCAACAGCGAGACCAACAAUUGCUGCAACAACAUCAACAACAUGUUGGACAAAUCGCACCAACUUUAGAACAAUUAUCAUCAUCUAUCCAAUUUGCAAAUAGCAAUAAUCUUAACACAACAACAUUUCUAACUGGUAAUGUUGGUAAUAUAAAUUUAACUUCAACAACAUUUUCACAUCAACAGCAAUACACAUCGCCACAACAUGUUGCCAGCAGCUCAUUAGUAACAGCCAAUUUACAACAAUUAUCAGUAAGCAGCAAUAAUAACAGUAACUGUGCUACGCCAAUCAAAACUGCAACAACAUUACAAGUUACUGGUGAUAAAUCACUAAUAACACAGCAACAACAACAACAACAACAACAACAUCAACAACAGCAGCAGCAGCAACAACAAUUAGCAACUGCCGCUGCUGAAUUAUUACAGUAUUUGGGUAGACAACGUUCAGUAUCAUUAGCUGGUAAUGCUAGUGCAUCUGAGUCCUUUCAUAAGACCAUUACUCCAUUAUUGGGUGCCGCUGCAGCAGCUACACCUCAAACACAAUUAAGCAGAGAUCUUUUGGAUAAUGAAGAUGAAGUCGCAUUGCAACCAUUGUCUAAUCAGGUGGGAGGACACACCCGUUUACUCCUGCUCAAUCAGUCUACAGUGAUAAAACCAUUGAAUUUGCGUGAAUUGGACUUCUAUCAAAACAUUCCGCAAGAUAUACAGAAGUUUGUUCCUAAAUACAAAGGCGUUAUGCAAGCUACAAGUAUGGGUGGCGCAAAAUUGGAUAAACGUUAUUCCCCAAGUUUUCGUGAAGAGCAGCCCGUAAGAAAAAUGAGCGCUUCCAAACGCAAAAGGGAUGAUGUCUUAAGGAUGAAAGUUCAUAAAAACGGAAAUGCUGCUGAUGUUAUUAAGAGUAUUUCACAAAUAGAUAACUCCAAUAAGCAAUAUUUUUUGAUGCUCGAAAAUAUAACAUCGCAGUUUCGGAAUCCCUGUAUACUGGAUUUAAAAAUGGGUACACGCCAACAUGGAGAUGAUGCUUCAGCGGAAAAACGUUCAAAGCAAAUGGCGAAAUGUGCGGCUAGUACAUCAGCUUCGCUAGGUGUGAGAUUGUGCGGUAUGCAGACCUAUCAAGCACAUCUAGACCAAUUUGCAAAACGUGAUAAAUAUUGGGGUCGUGAGCUCAAUGAAAGUGGCUUCAAACAGGCACUACAUGACUUCUUCUAUAAUGGUUAUCGUUUGCGUAUUCGUGUCGUUAAGAAAAUUGUACAACGUUUACUGCAAUUGAGACACGUUAUAGAGAAGCAAUCUAGUUUCAGAUUUUACUCUUGCUCCCUAUUAUUAGUAUAUGAAGGAUUUGAAGAGAAUCCCAUGGAACAUCCAAUGGAUAUUGAAGAUUGGCUUAUACCAACUGCACCAGCUAUGUCUACAAAAUCUGCCACUUUUGACUACCAUCCCGAUAACAGUAUGGAUGAAGAUGAUGAUAUAGAAGAUGACGAGGCGGUAUUGGAAGAUGAGUAUUGUCAGAAUACAGCAAAUCAAUGCACUGAUAGUGUUGAUACUCAUGACCAUACCGCUGAUGAAGAUUUACAUUUAGUUGCAGCUGAUAGCGGUAAUGCUUCAGCUACUAAUAGCAGUACUGGUGGUGAUCAUUGCUGCUACGAUGCAGAUGCUUCAAAUGACUCAACUACAGAAUUGAAUCUCACACGCCGCACUCACCAACGGAAUACUACAAAUCUGCAAAAUAUUGAUAAUAAAUAUCAUCCCGGCUUUGCGGAAGCAACAGAAAGAGGUGUUAAAAAUGCGAUAACACCAAGCACAUCAAUAUCCGAUGCUGAAGAUGAGUCCAAUGUAAUGACAGAAAUCGAUUGCUUAGCAAUGCCACCACCAAAUACAGCUCUGUCUAACACAUUUAAUAAUACAAAUACAAAUACAAAUACAAAUACAAAUACAAAUACAAAUACCACUCCUGCAUUCAUUCCAAUAUCUGAAGAAACAGUAUUUCUCGAUCCUGAACCACCGAUGCCAAGCAUUUCGACGUCAUCACCGCAUUCAGGAGAUUCAUGGAUGAAUUACAGCAGUAACAGCAGCGAUGAUUUUUCUGGUUUAUCAGAACAAAUCAAAGCGGUGACGAGUGGACGACAAACCGGUAAUAACAGCUCUGAUGAAGCCAGUUCCGAUUAUGAGAGCAGCAUUAUAGGACAAACUGAAGCCAUGUUUAAACGCUACAAAUCUCAACAAUCUCAACAGGAUUCAUUCGAUACAACUGCGCCAACGCCAGAAACGCCAGCAAGUGUGACAUCGCCAUUACCACACAAUGUAAAACUGAAUACAGUACCUACGACAAUCUCUCCUGCUUCGUCCACUACUUCUUCAUUGAAAUCUGUAAAAGCAGCUGUUAAGCGAUUGCGAUGUAAAGAUGGUGAUGAAUAUGAUGAAAGUGGUGCAAUGGCUCACAAAGAUACUUCAUCUUUAGCAAAAAAAUCAACAACAACUGCAACUGCUUGUGGUAGCGCCGUUACAAGAGCAUCCACACCUGUUUCUGUAGUAACAUCGCCAACUAAAAGUUCCACACCAACUUUAGCAGAGGAAGAAAAAAUUAAAAAUUCAAUAUUGGCUGGCUUAUUGAGAGAAUCAUUAGAACGCACCAAGCAGGAAGAAAAAGCCAAUCAGAAUAAUAUCACAAAUAAAAUUACCAGCCAUGUAAGCAAUCAAACAAGCAAUAACCCUUCAACACAACGUAUGUUACUGCAAGUAUCAUCAAAAUCAUUUGAUAUCUCAACCUGCACUGCCAGCUACAAUACCGUUAGUGACGAUGCCCGUUGUCCUGUAGAUGUACGCUUAAUAGAUUUUGCCCAUACUGCUUUCGUACCGCGUAAUGGUAACGGUUUGCUGCCAGCAACUGCAACUGCUCCGGUACACCAUGGGCCAGAUGGUGGUUUUUUGACAGGCCUAGAUAGCCUAAAUCGUUUAUUAAAUGAAAUUUUACAAGAAGAGCUGCCAUAAAUAUUUGAAAAAAGCAUAAAAAACGAAUAUUAAUAGAAGUUAGGGCUAUAUAAAUUUGAAGUAAAUAAAAUUACUUGUGUCUAAAGUAAAUAAGCAAUAGUUAUUGAAUCGAACUAAGGUUCAUUCUGCAUUACUGCAUUAUUGCUUUACUGCGUUACAUGAAAUGAUGUAAAAGCGAAUUUACUUUUUUACAGGAUGUGGCAACUUGUGAUAAUACAAAAAUGGCUUGACAAACCUAACCAAAUGAAAAUAUUGCAAAACCCAAUAAAUUAAGGCUUAAAAUAAUGUAUAUGCCACUCAGAAAGUACAAAAUAACAUAAAGCUUAUAGUAAUUAAAAUAUUAAAAUUAAUUUAACAUUAAGAAUAUGUACGAAAUACAUGCUGAUGAUCUAUGUAUAUAGAAAUUCGAACUUCAAUGGAAUAAGUUCGUCUUUUGAAAUUCUAUGCUAUGUACUUUGAAUACUUGCGAAAUCAUGUAUACGUCCUUAAAUAAAACUUUGUCAUGUGAAAUAGCUAUAUAAUUAAUAUUCUCAGUGACUUAUAAAAUUGUUAUUUUACUGAAAUAUUUUGAAAAAUAUAUGGACGGACAAGAUAAAAUAUUUAAACAAAUUGAAGCAACAUAAAGGAUAAUAGAACCGAUAAUUGUGUGAAAGUAUAGAAUAAAGUAUGCUAACCGAAAAGAAAUAAAGUUGUUGUAUGGCGGGCCUUCCGUUCUAUUUUCCUACGUGAUUGUUUCCGAGUUCACUUUCUGUUAUUAACAGAUACUAAACUAAGCAGAGAAGUAUUUAAUUGUCGAGGAAUUCGAUUAUUCGGUAUUCACGCUAUACAGGUGAAGUUUGAGAAGUGAGCUAAGUGUGUUGCUUUGAUACAAAUAUAGGUAAAACAAGAUGCUUCUAAGGAGGUUCUAAAUUUGAUAAUGAUGAAAAUAAUUUUAACGGAUGAAAGAUGUUUUCAUAAAACGUAUAAAAACGUAAAAACGUAUAGGGACUACAAUUUUUAAUCAACAAAUGCAUUACAGGUGAUUCAUAAUUGUUUUACAGAAUUUAAAACAAAAAUUAGAAAUUUCGUUAGCAAACAGCAAACA
Teleopsis dalmanni is the source of this 4780-nucleotide messenger RNA. RefSeq lists its product as uncharacterized. Gene Ontology annotation, biological process: inositol phosphate biosynthetic process; phosphatidylinositol phosphate biosynthetic process. The coding region runs from base 574 to 3696 and encodes 1040 amino acids. Gene Ontology annotation, molecular function: inositol hexakisphosphate kinase activity. The transcript is spliced from 8 exons. Gene Ontology annotation, cellular component: nucleus; cytoplasm. NCBI's taxonomy places the organism in Eukaryota, Metazoa, Arthropoda, Insecta, Diptera, Diopsidae. The record is from RefSeq and is a predicted model, not a curated record.